Molecule: messenger RNA, 13209 nt
Organism: Paramuricea clavata
Lineage: Eukaryota; Metazoa; Cnidaria; Anthozoa; Malacalcyonacea; Plexauridae
Source: the annotation of a GenBank genome assembly
AUGGAUUUUACCAACACGAUUGACGGAAAGCCAGACGAAUUCCAUCAAUCCUUGGACCGUAAAAGGUAGGCAACGUAUUGAUUUUUACACGUGUGAAUUUAUAUGUACAAUAUGCUGAGGAAAAAUGAUUCGCUUUUCGUUUUAGCAUAUUCAUUGGCAGCUAAAGGGGGGAUUUGGGACUAAUUUUUAGCAUAUAAAUCACGAUUGAUGAUCGAUUUGUACUCACAUUGUUGUCUGUUUACAUGGCGUGCUCGGUCCUGCAUAAAAUUUUGGAUCAUUUUUACAAUUUUACAGCAAGCUGUCAUGCUUUGAAUAGAAAUUACAUACAAGUGUUGGUAUAUUUUAGUUUUAUUUAUAACGUUGGAGCUUUAUUUAUUCUUGCAAAUCCGUGGAAAAGCUUAAUUUCUGAAAACUGUUUGUUGUCUGUGGUUUUGACCCUGCAGGCUGCAUAAUUCAAGAUGGCUGCUGUAAUAUUUUAUGCAAUUUUUGUAAUAAAUGGCAUCUGAUGCAUUUGUAAUUUUUAAAAGGUAAGUAUGGAGCGUAGGAAUUUAUGAUCUAUGUUGAACGGAUUAAUUUGAUUGUCCAAAGUAUGUAUAUAUGACUAUUUUAUCAGAAUUUCAUAUACAGCUGCAUUUUGCAGUCUGCAUCAUGCAUGCAGGUUUUUGUAUUAAAACGAAGUGGUUAUUUGCGAUCUGAUGCUACUCUACAAACACAAUUUGUCUGGCACAAUCAUUUUCUUUGUUUUAGUAUUAAAUUUCAUUGUUUCCAAGCAAAUCCUCUGUAGUCUAGUGGCUAAACCCGGGACAUCCAGGAUAGCCAGGACAACAUAAUUUAUUAACAAAUUGUAUAUAUUGCAUUUUUAUGUAACUAUCUUACAUAAACGCAAUAGUUCAUACCUCCAGAUACAGCUCACAAAACUAGAGCACCUUUACCUCAAAUGCAUCUCUCUAAAACAGUUAACUGAUGAACCAACAAGAGGCAGUCAACCAGGGUGGAAAGUUUGUAGGUUGCGCUGAAGAUUUUCGGCAUGGAAAAUUCACAAAUUUGCUCCAUUUUGGCACAGAAUUAUGGGAAAUGAACUGGUAUGGUGCACUAGCAAUGUUCUCAAGCAUUUCUGUUUGUAUUUCAGCCAUGUAAUAACGGUAAUUUGAUUGAGCACUGACUGUGAAUACGUUUAAAACGGGAUUUGUGCAGCCACUGGUGCAUGUUACUGAACCUUGAUCAAAUCUUCAGCGCACAAAAAACAAACUUUCCACCCUGGGCAGUCAAGACUUUGUGUUUACCAACUUGCUUUUACGUGAAUGAGGUCCUUGCCGUCCCAAUCACCUCCAUACUCAGUGGAUUCAUCAAGUAGAAUUGUCGGAGUCUGUUUGGUUGAAAAUGGAAAUAAAGUGUUAAAAAUCCCAUUCGUCCAUACCUCUCAACAAGCCAACAUUCCAUCGAGAAUGGGACUUGUCUCGUGCUAGCCACUAGAGUUUUAUAUGUCAUGUUUAGGCUAGACUUUUUGCACAAUUUCAUCAGAAAACCAUGAAAAUUAUAUUUCUCCCGGGACACUGGGACAAGUUAGUCUGAACUUGGACACAUGAAGUGGGAAACAGGGAACCAGGGCAGUGUUUGCUGUGAAUGUGUGGCCUGAUCAGGUUGGAUGAGGACUGGUCAAGUUAGGGUAGAGGUUGUUAGAGUACAGGCAAGGUUCAGGUUUUAUUGUUGGAAAUGACCAAUGGCUAUUUGAGUAUUGAAGAAGGGCUAUGGUGGAGCAGUCGUCAGAGCAAGUACCUUGCAACAAUCAGACUAGGAAUAAAGGAAUACCGAAUGGUUUUCCGUGCAGGAUUGUGUGAUCCAUGCACGAAGGAUGUCGCGAGACUUUCGGAAAGCGUAAAAAUACUCGAGCCGCAGGCGAGUGUAUUUUUACGCUUUCUGAAAGUCGAGCAACAUCCCCAGUGCAUGGAUCACGCUAUCCUGCUUGGAAAACCAUUUGGUAAUUGUUUUAUAAAAUAACUACAGUGAAACAAUGACAUUUUGAGAAUCCCGCGAAAAUCCUGCGAAGGCAUUUUAAUUCCUUGUGCAGGAUAGCCUGAUCCUGCACGGCUAUUGACCAAUCAAAUUGCGUGUUUCACUGUAGUUAUUAUAUAAUGUUUGUUCCUGAGAGUAAUGUCCAUUUUUCUUUCAUUUAUGUCCAAAAGUGAGACAGAUAGUGAACGUAGCGAUCAUGACGAUGUUGCAUCUUCGAUAUCGGAAGAACGUUAUCCAGCAUUUGAAACACUGUAUGAGAAUAUAUACCUUGGGAACAAGUAAGUGGUUUUCUAAGGAACUAUUUUACUAGCUUUAUGCUGAUGACUUAUGUUGAUCAUGUUUAAUUAAUUAACUAGCCUUGUGUUGCAACCCUCGCAAUUCAACUAUUUUUGCCUCUGCAAAUAAUUGCCGAAAAGUUGACGGUAAUCACGCGACGGUCUAAAAGAUAAAACAAAGUUUCUCGACGUGCCGUCUUUAAAGAUUGUUCUUUAUUUCAGCCGAAGCUGACACUGAAAAGCUCAAAUUUAGGUAUUUUGUAAAGUAGCUAUGAGUGAAAUCUUCUGUUGUUCACCUGACUUCGAUGAUAACAAUUCGAACAAAGAAAACAAGUAAUGCAAAAACGAACACUGUAGUUUGUAAAUUUAAGCAAAAAAAUGAACAGACGCUGUAGUUUGUAAUUUAAGGUACAACGGGUGGAAUUGCCUCGGCAUUUUUUUGCCGAGGCAAACUAUGAAAAAUCGUAACUUGCCUCGGCAUUUGCGUCGGCAAUUGCCUAGUGCCGAGGCGAAUUUCGAGGGUUGUGUUGACGACCGAGCUUGUUGAAGUUGCAAACAUUGAAGUUUCAUAAGAGAAAUGACAAUCUGUGACUAUUUUGUCAUUGUUAAUAUUUGUGUGCAUCUUCUAUAGAAAGAAGAGAGUCAACAAGGAAAUCCGUAGGAUGUCAUGCGACUGCUCUUAUUGUCCAGGUAUCAAUCCAUGUACACUCUGGGCUCUUCUUAACUUGUUAAGAUGUUACGCGAGAACUCGUUAAUGGUUAAUUACAUAUUUUAUUAUAUUUAGAUGAGAAUGAUUUUGUUGGAUGUGGUGAUGAUUGUCUAAAUAGACUUCUUAUGAUUGAAUGGUACUGUAUGAUAAAUAUUGACGAGGAAUUUCACCAAAAUCAAAUUUCACAUUUUGGAUGAAUUUUACAUUUUAGCAACAACAGAUGUCCUUGUGGAGAAUUUUGUUCCAACAGAAAAUUCCAAGAUGGACAAAAAAUUCAUGUUGAAGCAUUUAGGACAGACAAGAAAGGAUGGGGAUUGCGGACAUUGGAAGAUAUUUCAGCGUGAGUGCUUUAUUUAUAGUUCUAUCAGUUCUAAACUGUCCCUCCCUUAUUAGUAUGUUGUUAAGGAGGAACCAUCGAAAAACUUAGAGAAAACCUGCAAUGUUUGGUAGAGUCAAACUGGAAGACGACUUCUCGCAUAUGACUGAGGCACAGAAUAGGAACCAUACAGAAGGUCGACUUCUCGAUUUUGGCAUAACCAUUGCAAUGCUGUUGUCAUGGUCCUAAUUUAAAAUGGUGGAUGUUCAGGGGGGUGAUGGCCUCUCAUAACUGCACUGGCUAGGAACAUGGUGAUAGUAUUUCGAUGUCAAAUCAUUGCAAACCAUGGCAUGGUAGUGGUUACACUUUUUUGGCGAAGUUGACCUUCUGUUUGUCUCUAUUCUGUGACCGAGGUGAAAUUAUAAUAAGACAACUGUAUAUUGCAGGAAUCAUAUUGUAACUACCAAAACCUUUAUCAUUUGCUUGUCAAAAUGUGAGGCUAUGCGUUCCAGUCACUGUCGGUUUUAUCAUGAUAGGAAUCAAUUUGUGAUGGAGUACAGUGGAGAGGUCAUGGGUUAUGAAGAGUUUGAGAAACGUGUUGAGAUGUAUGACAGAGAGAACAGACGUCAUUAUUAUUUCAUGACACUGAGAGCGGACGAGGUAAGCUUGUGUUUGGGAGUGCUGGCGCUCAAUAAGUCAAUCAGUUGUUUGGUUGGUCUAUCACCUUUUAAGACCGGGAAUCAGCAAGUGAACAUUCUUUGUCUUACAGAUUAUUGAUGCAACAUACAAGGGAAACUUAUCUAGAUUUAUUAACCACAGCUGUGACCCAAACUGUGAAACACAAAAGGUAAAGUAGGACAGCCUUUUUGAAUAAAUCUUACAGUCUUGCAGUGUCUUGCAGGAAUAUGUACAGUAUAAGCAUGUUAUAUAGCUCCAUUUACACUUCUAAUUUGUGCAUAGAUUUUACAUGCGAUUGUAUGGAUGAAUUAUGAGUGUUCAGAUGAUGUACAUAUACCCAGAAUAUUCAUAACUCAUCUACUUGUUCACAUGCAUCAGAACAAGAAAACACACUGAGAUCACAGCAAAAAAUUGCAAGUGUAAUUUAUGAUAUUAAACUGCAAUUUAUUCUUUUGCAGUGGACGGUGAAUGGAUAUUUAAGGAUAGGUUUCUUUUCUGUGAAAGACAUCCCAGCUGGCAUGGAGCUGACAUUUGAUUACAAGUUUCAACGAUAUGGGUACAUAUGGUUUAAUUUAUUUCCUGUUAAUACUUGUAGUUGACUCCUCCUGAAUUUGCAUGAGUGAACAUGAACGUUCAAAAGCGAAUGAUUUUUUCCCCAACUGGGGCCGGUUGUUCAAAUUUGGGUUAGCGCUAAUCCUGGGUUAAAAUUUAACCUGCUAUUUUAGUUUGUGUAUUUCUGCACGUCUGUUUAUUUCAAAAUUUCAGAGAAGUCAACUCCUAUCGAUCCAGACAAGAUCUCUGAAGAAAUAUUUCCAAAUUUAUAGACAAGCUGUCAGGAAGUUUGCUUUGAAUUUUAAGUUAACCUAGGGUUAAGCUAACGACCGGCCCCUGGAUACUAAGAAAAUUUCAAACAUUAGGAAAACGUUAAGCACCUCUGACAGUUUCCUGAUAGCUUUUGAGUACUGUGAGUUUGCCACCCAAGUCUUUCCUUGUAUCAUGUGCAUUUUUGUGUAUUAAUGAAUUGUCUAGUUGUUGACUGUUGAAUCUCCUGUUGUUAUUGUAAUUUGUAAUUAGAGUGAGAGUUAUGGAAACUUAUUUGGAUGGGAUGAGGGUAUAAUGCUUAUGGUACCCAGGGUUGCCAGGUCUCAGGGCAUGCUCGGAGCCAAACACUGUAUAAAAUGAGGCCAAAUUUUACCAAAAGAGGCCAAACUACUAAUUUUUCAAAAAGCCUAAAUGCAACCUCGGCCCAGGGCCUUCCUCGCCCUAAUGAGGAAGGCCCUGGGGACGAGGUUGGUUAAAAUGAAAGUAUGAAACGAAAUUGAGCUUUAGCCAGUUACGUAGGAUUUCAUUUAUACAAAAAUAUUCGUGAGGCGGACGUCUGCGAAAACAGUACCAAUUAAGCUUGAUCCUAUAUAUUAUGAUUGGCUAUUUUUAUACACUUACAAUUGGCUGAAUUUUGUGAACUGUGAUUGGACGAAACAAGCAGCUAAGUUAUCCGCAUAAUGUAGGAUGGUUGCUCCGAGAAGUGAUAGACAAAAUUUUGUUUCGUUUUGGCCUGUUUCUCAUGAUUAAUUUAGUAUUACACAUGAAAUUAAAAAUAGCUCUUGAAAAUAAAAAGAGGCCAAAAAGAAGCCAAAUGGCCAAAUUUAUUUUUCGAGGCCAAGCAAGAAAAAAAAGAAGCCAAAUUCGAGUUAUUUGGCCUCCAAGAGGCCAAUCUGGCAACCCUGAUGGUACCCAGUAUCCAGAAGUGGGAUGCUGGAUUCUCAGGGGGAUACUAAACAUUGAAUCCUGGUUUCCGAGUUGGAUACUGAGAAAAAAUUUAAAUUUCAGACCCUUUAUAUGAAUAUUAUUUCCCUGCAGAAAGAAAGCUCAAGCAUGCUAUUGUGAGUCUCAAAAUUGUCGUGGAAUUAUCGGAGGAGAGAAACAUACUCCACUCAAGUCCAUAAUCUCUGGUAGACCGGGUAGGUGAAAUUUUCAACGCUCAAUUUACAUGAGAUCGUAAAACUGAGAGCUUAUGUUAAUCCUCUCUAGCUUCGCCCGCCCCUGCCAACUCACCAAGAAGAAAUCGAAGAAGGCGAUUGGCUGAGCAGUUUGAUGAUAAACCAGUAAGAUUCAGUUAUUUUUAUACUGCCAUUUUACAAGUUAUAUACCUACAACACCCAUUUUCUAUUUUGUUUUCCAACUCAAAGACUUGAUUCUGAAACCAUGUAAGACUACAUUCAAAUGUAAGACUACAUUCAAAUGUAAGACCCAUACCGGGUUUUACAUUUUGAAUUCAUUUUCAAUUCCUCUCAAGGACAAUAGCAAAUGGGUCCUGUGUGAUAGGCAUAUAAAUACCUCCCAUUUGGUUUUUGCCCUAUAUAUAUAUAUAUAUAUUGGUGGGUUUCAGCAUUACCACAGCAGAUAGUGUCCACUUCAGAAAUGUUGACAUUUAUGGGAACAAGCAAGUAAAUCUCUUAAUUCUAUUUCUUCCCUCUAUACACAAGACUACUACACAUAAUGAAAAGAUUAUUCUCCCACUGAUAGCUGCUAGUUGACCACUAUCUGUUGUGCGAUGGUGCCUUGAGUGAAACGCAGCUCUUCUAAUAUUUUGUGUUUUUUCUUGCAUAAUUCUAGCUGGAAAUUGAGAUAGCUCAAUUACUUGCCGGUGACAAGGGAAUAAAAACAGACGACCAAGCGCUCAAACUUUCGCAAUUCAUGGUCCGAGCAGAAACGACAUCUCAACGACUCUUACUGCUGGAUGCACUCGCGGUAAAGUCUUAAUUUAAGUUUGUUAACUCGCUUCAAAUGACAAAAUAUUCCUUUCAGUGAACCUUUCUUUAUUUUGUUGUAAACAGACGAAAUAUUCGAGUAUAAAAACUAAUCAUAUGACAGUUCUAGAUCUUUACAUAACACUUAGAAUAUAAAAUUAGUGCCAUAAUAUAGUCGCGACCAAGUGAUCAGAAUGUCCGAAUGUCUUCUCAUUGUUUUGAAAUCCAGUGUCAUCCAAUGUUUUGAAUAUUUUUAUCAUUUAUGCAAAUAUCUAUUGUUGCUAUAAGGUUAAGCGUGAAUGGUAAUUGAAAGGUGACUGGUUUAUUGUACUUAAAUAUUAUUUGUUUAUAAGUCUUGCAUGAAGCUAAAAUAUUUCCAAGCCACGAGUCACUGGUUGACAUAGAGAACAGUAGGAUUUUCAAAACAAUGAAAAGACUAUGAGACUAAUUGCAUAACAAUAGCUUGUUAUGGUAAAUUUAUGCUAAGUUAUUUUGAAUACUUUUAAGUACUGUAUAAAAGGCCAUAUAAUAAACAGAGCGAUGCCAUUUCUUGUUCAUAUUUAGGCUACGGUAGAUCAAAACUGUUUGCGGAAUUUUGUGAAAUAUCAAGGCUUAUCACUUCUCUGGAGUUGGAUGGUUGAUCUCGGAGAAAAUUCGUUACAUCUUCAGAAGACGGUUCGUAUCUCCGUGCAAAGAAAUUUUGAAACGACAUGCAGUGAAAAUGUUGUCAACCUUAGAUUAGGCUGCAUGUAUCUCUCAUGUCUGUAACCGAGCUUCGAUUCCCGCAAUAUACAGUUGUUUGAUUAUAAGUCGCAGGGUACAUUUCUACCCGACACCGUGGGUUUAUUCUUGGGUUUAUUCUUGAUAUACUUCGGGUUUCUCCUGUAGAGUAACACGGGAACCGAUAGAGCUGACUAGUAUAAGAAAGUUUGUUUAUUUUAAGGCCCUGUCACACUAUUGCAUAUCGUACUAGCGUAAAGGUUGUAUACGUUUCACGUAUUCGGACGUAUGGUUUAUACUAGCGUAAAGGUUGUAUACGUUUCACGUAUUCGGACGUAUGGUUUAUACGAUAAGCAUAAUCUAGACACACGUUGAAUACGCUAGAGGUACGCCAGAUGUACGGUACUCAUACGCUGGCAUUUCAAAGGAUUUUUGUGCGUAUGAAAAUUAUUUCAUUAAUUUUUAUACGCUUCUCUCAUACGCACUAGUGUGACAGGGCCUUUAGAUAUGGCAUGUGGCCUAGUAAAGUAUGGUCCUUACUGAAUCUCUAGGAAGAACUGUAUAGAACUGGCUGAGCUGUUCAGUAUAAAUAAUGUUCAGUUUUAAGAUCAUUCAAUGUUACAACUUAUGAAUAACUACUUUACUAUAUAUAGAUCGUUCAAGUGCUGAAACAUUUGCCAGUUGCGAACUUGAACCAAAUCAAAGACACGAAGGUGCUCAAAGUUAUCAGCAAAUGGGCCAAGAAGCCUUCGGUGUCGUGCGGGCCCGAGGAAGAAACGAGUUCUAGCGACGUCGAUUCACGAGGACUUAGCCCACCGGACGCCUUAGACGAUGCAUCGAGGCGGGAACUUCACAUCAGCUCGAGUUCGGACGAGUUACAAAACUCCUCGAAAAGCAUCGAAACGCAAAAACUCACGGAGAAUGACGGCUCAAAAUCUGAAGUUGAAUGUAGGGCAGUCAAUCAAAGCGAAAAGAUCACAGAAUCCUCACCAAUGGAGGACAGUGUUUUCGAACCUGGGGAAAUACGAUCUGACGAGGAACUAAAACCCGAGGGUGAUAACCCCGAGGGUCUUAAGUCGGAGGGGCUAAACGCCGAGGGGCAAAAACCCGAGGGAGUUAAAUCGGAGGAGCAAAAAUCCGAGGGUCUAAAACCCGAUCGGGUAAAAAGUUCUCGUCGGGAUAAGCGUAGUAUAUACAGUAGGAUAGUUGAGAGAAUUGGGGAUUCGUCAGAAGAAGAGUCAUCAAGAUGGUCGGAAGACGAUACGACAUCCAGUGAUAGCGAAUCUAUUGUUGAUCUAGCUGCUGAUUUGUUGGACCAGUGGAGCAGUUUAAAGGUAAUGUAUCUGCGGCUUAUUAAUGGUGGUUUAUACGAGAGAUGGAUGAUCUGACUGCACAGCAAAAAAAGAUGUCUGAGAAUUACUUGUUUAUAAACACAGCAAACUGUCAGGGGGCGGAUGUAUGAAGGCCAGAUAGAGCUAUCCCCCCAAUUGUGUUUUUUCAGGCUUUCUGAAAUUACCCGUUGAUUUUUGUAACCCAGAUUAAACGUAAGUAUUUAACAAUUGAAGUUCCUUUCUUUUAAUUGUGAAGUCCAUUUUUGCCGUUUUACAACGUUUCAAGCAAUUAUAUAGUGGUGGAAAAAUCACUCCAGUGGAUAGCGGCCUUCGUAUAACCGCAAUAAAAUUGUUAACUCGCUUGACUUAUAAUUUUGGAUAUUUUAUUUCUUCGUGUAUUUAGGAAGUGUAUCGAAUUCCGAAAAAGUCCACGAACGUGGUGAGUAUUUCAGUCCUGAAAUGACAAUACUUGUUUACUGUAUUGUUGUAACAGUCCGGGUGUAGGUUUAAAAAUAUUGUGUAUUAUUUCAGGUACAGCGUGAACCCGAAUCUACUUCAGGAACGUCAGAAGGUAAUACAGUAUUCAUUUGCGUUAUCAUUAUGAUGGACCCGCUGAGAUAGACAUUGUUUUAUUUUUCAUGUUAUAGUUAUACUUCAUGUAUUUACUGUAUAUGUUCUUUCACAUAGGGACAGCAUCAGAUUCAAAUCAUAAUGUCAGGUUCGUAUAUUAAAUGUACUACAGAUUUCUAAUAUUUAUUUAUCCAUCUAACAUAAUCUGAAUAAUUUAACCAUCAAGUCCGUGUUUAACUUAACUAGGCAAUAGGUUAUAGAGAUGUAUAAUUUGCCUGCGUGUACAAGUGUCACGUGGUUUAUACUAAAACCAACCAAUUGCAUCAUUCCAAUCUUUCCUAGAACGGAGAGAAACGCUCCAGUUAUUCCAAAAAUCGAAGAAGAUCUUUUCAAAAAAGACGAAUUCCUUUCGAAACUUGGCGAACGCGACUUUCACAAUCCCAAAUCAUCUCAGCGCAACACACCACCUACGUCGAGCGAUAUUCCAUCUCUCAUGGCUGCUGGCUACGCCGAGUCCAGUGAAGGCGCCCAUGAUCUAAGCAGAAUGCCAAUUCAUCAACGCUUACAGAAUGUGGCUAAUACGACCAGUGAAGAGAAGUUUGCAGGGUGGCAUGCCAAGGCUGCUGCUAGGAGGGGUGGUCGUAAGGGGCCUUACCCUACCCCUAGAGGCCCACAACCAGAUUGGCCAAUUCAUCAAACACCAUCGCAAUUUAACCCACCUACCACAAACCCUUCUAACCAUCCUGGUAUGCCCAGACCAAACAUGCCGAACAAUCAAUGGCACCAGCAAGAACCACCAUCCCAUAAUCCUUAUCCUAACCCUUCACAUGGCCCUCAGGGCGGGGUGCAACCAUCUGCUCCACCUCAGUACCCUCCAGGAAAUCAAAACCCUGCACAACCAGGCCAACCACCCUACUUUCAACCGUCUGAGCAAUCCAAGCCUGAACAGCAAACUGGAUAUCAAACAACAUGGAAUUCAAAUCCAACGUUUGGGCAAGAGCAGGGGGCUGGUCACAUGCCACAGGGUGCAAGUCACAUGACACAGGGUGCCAGUCAUAUGCCACAUGGCUAUGGUCAGUUGCCACCACCUCCACCCCAACAUGGCCAGGUUACUCAGGGGCAAUUUCCCCCCGGACAUCAAGUUCCACCCAACCAAGGACAUCAAUACACUCCUGGCUAUACAAACCAGACCACACCAUUUGGUUAUCAACAAUCAGCCAAUCAAAACCAACCAUACUCUCAAUCGGUCUUCAACCCAUUCAUACAAAACCAAAAUAACCCUCCGUCACACCAAUUUCCCCCGAAUUAUCCACCUCCGUUCUCCACAAACCCUGCAACGUACUCUCUUACACCUUCAGCAUCAAAUGUACCGCCUACCUAUUCAGUGAAUACAACCCAACCACCACACUUUGCCCCAAGAGAACAAACUCCGGGCUCUAAUGUAUCUAUGGUGAGCUCUACAGUAGGGGGGUCUGAAUUGAUGAAUCUGGUAGAUCCCGGUAAGUUGGAGUGGUCAGGGGAGACGUAUAAUAAAGCACAAGAUGUUCCUUUACCGUCCGACUGGAAGAAAGCUUACGAUGGAGAAGGCCGAGCUUAUUAUUAUCACGUUGUCACAAGGUUAGUGAAAUUAUUGUUUAUUGAGUUUCUCGUCACUCAGCAAGAACCGUAAACAGAAGUAGUCACCCCCUGGAAAUAUUCAAAAUGGCGCACGUCCAGGGGGGUGACUGCUUUUGUUUACGGUACUUGCCGAGUGACGAAUCAUGACGAAUAGCGCUUACGCAAAAAAAACAAUGGAGAUGGCCUUCUGUACAGUCUUCUGUGUCAUUGGUGAGCGGAUUUCCCAACAGGCUUAUUGCCCAAUUGACAGGGGAUCCGAGGUACCUACGAUUUAACGUUCUUAUCCGAGAAGACGCGAAAGUCUAACCAUUUACUGAUGUCAAUGUAAAGGUAGCUCCGAGUCUCCUCAAUUAUUUUGAGACCUUGAGUAGAGGUCCGAGCAAGGAUUGAACCCAGGUCUUGGGCUUGAAAGGCAAGCGUGUGUUGACCACGACAUCACUGAUUUCUAUUCCAGGCAAACACAGUGGGAACCUCCGGUUGCUGAUCGCAGUCCACCUACGCCAGAGCUUGGUUACCUUGGUGAUGAACUAGAUUCAAGUAUGGAUCCCAGUCUCUUUUCAUCACACAUUUCUCAGGAUGUCACGAUGGUAGGUGAAAAUAUGUUUUCCACUGUUUCCUGGUUUGGCCACUUUCGGGAAACAUGCAUAGUAGACAAUGUACUGUACGUUUCCUUGUUUGCUCAUCUUUUGGAAACAUGGCAUGCAAACAAUAGGUUUCCUCCUGUACUUAACUCGUAUUCACGUGGCCAGGCAUAUUUUUCACGCUUGCCCGGUGUGAUAUACACUGAUAAUCACCUGAGUACAUUGCACCAACACAGAAAAUCGUAUUCAACUGUUGUUUAUUUGUUAGGAGGUUGUUGAUUCUACAAAGCAGCGAAAGAAACCCAGAACGCCAUCCACACCGCCAGGUUCGCCUCCGAAAAGCCCUGUAAGCAAGUACACAACGGCAGCAGCCGAUACUACGGAUAUCAGGAAGGGUGCUUACUCUCCUUCAUCGUUAUUGCAAGGACAACAUCUCACACCAGAACAACGAAAACGUCGAGAAACGUUCAGAAUGAAGGUUAGUGGUUUGGCCAAGCUUCGGUGGGAAGUGCGAUCAAAUGCUCUUUAUACCCAUUAAGGCCGACUUACACUACAAGUUUUGUCUAAAACCUUUUGGGGUUUCUUUUGGGGUUUGUUUUGAGUUUGUUUUGAGGUUGUUUUGAGAUUGUUUUGGUGGUGUUUUGAAUUUUUUGGGGGGUUGUUUUGAAUUUUUUUAGGGGUUGUUUUGGAUUUGUUUGGGGUUGUUAAAGUUUGCAAAAACUUGUUUGCAGACUUGUAACGACUUGUGCGGUUUUAUGUAUGUACUGUAUGUAUGUGAAUUUUGCGCUUGCUUUACAUGAUAAUUUCUAUUUGUUUACAUAUUUAGCUUUCAGCUGUGGUCGUCAACUAUCUCAAUCCUUAUCACAAGCUCGAUUGUAAAAUUGGAAGAAUUACGUCGGUACCUGAUUUCAAAUUUCUAGCCCGGAAAGUAAGUUCGUUUUGCUCCAUAUAUUAGCACAAUGCUAAAUGCCUGCCCCAUUCACUUCUCUAACUGAGAGUCCUGCAAUAUGUACAGUCUGCUUUUGCAUCAGUCACAUUGGAAUAGAACUUCCAGUUCGACUGUUGCGAAUAUCGCAGGCAGAAUCAGACCAACAAGUGACAACAUUUACUGGACCUCUAGGGAGAACAGUGUAGAACUGAUAGAGCUAUCCAGUGUAUAUUAAUAAAGUUACUUUAGUUGAAGAUUGUUUACAUUUUGAACUGCUAUACAGUAUUUGUAAAAUAAGACAUACUAACUGAAUAUCUAACACUUUUCUGUUUCGCAAUUGUAAAUGAAUAUAAACUAGAGUACGUUUCAAUUCAAAAAAGUUCGAAAGAUGCAAAAUUUGGGCAAUGUUUAUAUCUGUGGGGCCCCUUUGUUAUGAGCAGAAUUGAUGCGCAGAACGGACUGGACAUGAACCAAUAAAGGAUGAAUCUUUCUGGACCUCUAGCAAGAACAGUUUAGAAAUGAUAAAGCGAUCUCUCGUACAAAUAAAGUUAGUUUAAAAUAUUUUUUUUAACUCUAGUUAACUCAUGGUGUUAUGGUGAAAGAAUUAAGUCGCAUUAAAGACGAAAGUCAGUUAGCUUGCAACGACUCCGUGAAAAUUAAAACUAAAGAAUAUAUACGUAAUUAUAUGCAGAAGUUUGGCCCGGUGUACAAGGCUUCAUGA